AUGUCGGGAGGCUUAGAUAUUUUGUCCCUCAAAGAGGAAGAUGUUACCAAAAUGUUGGUAGCCACCACCCAUUUGGGCUCGGAAAACGUCAACUUCCAAAUGGAACAAUAUGUUUACAAGCGCCGCUCCGAUGGUGUUCACAUCAUCAACUUGGGCAAGACCUGGGAAAAAUUGGUCUUGGCUGCUCGUGCCAUCGCCGCUAUUGAGCAUCCCGCUGAUGUUUUCGUCAUCUCUUCUCGCCCCAUUGGUCAACGUGCUGUAUUGAAGUUCGCCAAAUACACCGACACCACCCCAAUUGCUGGCCGUUUCACUCCUGGUGCCUUCACCAAUCAAAUCCAACCAGCUUUCCGUGAACCCCGUUUGUUGGUCGUCACCGACCCCAACACCGAUCACCAACCCAUCAUGGAAGCUUCUUAUGCCAACAUCCCCGUUAUUGCCUUCGUCAAUACCGAUUCUCCUCUCCGUUAUAUCGAUAUUGCCAUUCCAUGCAAUAACAAGUCUGCCCACUCCAUCGGUUUGAUGUUGUGGUUCUUGUCACGUGAAGUUCUCCGUCUCCGCGGUACCAUCUCCCGCAGCGUUGAAUGGCCCGUCGUUGUCGAUUUGUUCUUCUACCGUGAUCCCGAGGAAGCCGAAAAGGAAGAAAUCGCCAGCAAGGAAUUGUUGCCCGCCGCCAAGGUUGAUGAAGUUCUUGACCACCCUGUCGAAGAAGCUUCCAACUGGGCUGAAGAGGUUGUUACCGAUGCUGUAGCACCCGCCGUUGUUGCCGGCGCUGAAGACUGGAAUGACGAUACCGUCAAGUCCUCCUGGGGAAAUGAUGCCAACUUCUAAAUGAAAGCAUUUUAGAAGGAUUGAAUAUGAUGAUUUGACCGAAAUAAAAGAUGUGACAUUUUUUUAUUUCUACAAAACUAAAUACAA
Molecule: messenger RNA, 915 nt
Organism: Musca vetustissima
Lineage: Eukaryota; Metazoa; Arthropoda; Insecta; Diptera; Muscidae
Gene: sta
Product: small ribosomal subunit protein uS2
Exons: 2
Coding region: 1-828 (275 amino acids)
Biological process (GO): cytoplasmic translation; ribosomal small subunit assembly
Cellular component (GO): 90S preribosome; ribosome; cytosolic small ribosomal subunit
Molecular function (GO): structural constituent of ribosome
Source: RefSeq, a predicted model, not a curated record